UAGAAACCAUAGAACUUCUGUUUGCUUGUUUAUUGUUAUAAAUACAACAAAUAUGCUGGAAUAUAAGCCCAACUGCACUUUAGAAUGAGCCCUGAUCUAUACAAUAUUUUCACAUGUGCAUCUCAAUUCAAUGGCUCUAUUUUAGUUGUUAAUGCAAAUAAAGGAGAAUUUGAAACUGGAUUUGAUAAAACACGAGAGCAUGUCCUUUUUAUAUGGUCUCUAGGAAUAACUCAACUUGGAGUUGCUGUAAACAAAAUGGAUACUGUCAACUGGUCUGAAGAACGAUUUGAGGAGAUCAAAACAAAACUUGGGCUGUUUUUGAAACAGACUGGUUACAAAGAAUCUGAUGUUACGUUUGUACCAUGCUCUGGAUUAAGUAGUGAAAAUCUUGCCACAAAAGCAAAUGAAUCACUAUUAACCAAUUGGUAUAACGGCCCUUGUUUAAUGGAUGUCAUUGAUUCAUUUAAACCACCAGAGCGGGUAAUUUCUAAAUCAUGGAGAUUAUGUAUUAUUGAUGUUUUGGGAUCAGGGUUUUCAAUUGUUGGAAGAGUUGAAACAGGACAGCUUAGAGUUGGUAAUAAAGUUUUGGUACAACCACAGGGGGAACUCGUACAAAUUAAAAAUGAAUUACCGCAGCUAAUUACUUUAGUUGGUGACUUAAUCAGUGUUUCGCUUACUGGUUAUGAUGCACAAACUAUUUACUCUGGUUGUAUUUUGAGUGAAAUUUCACUUCCAAUAUCAAUAACAUCUGUAAUAGAAGCACGAGUGGUUGUGAUGGACUUUCCUAUUGUUCGUAGACAACAGGUUGUAUUGCACUAUCAAAAUGCAUAUGAAUCAGCAGUUAUUAGUAGAAUUUUAGCAGAAUUAAAUAAAAGUACUGGUUUAGUCACCAUGAAAAACCCUCGUAUAAUAAAGAAAAAUACUUAUGCUCUUAUCAAAAUAAUUCUAUCGAGACCAAUAUGUAUAGAGGUAUAUUCAGACAUCAGACAAUUGGGUAGAGUGAUGUUACGAUCUGGUGGUACUACUAUAGCAACUGGUCUUGUUACUAAAGUCAAUUUUAAUAAAAAAUAAAAAUAUAUACUUUGAAAAA
Aphis gossypii (cotton aphid) is the source of this 1090-nucleotide messenger RNA. Its product is annotated as protein HBS1-like. The coding region runs from base 85 to 1071 and encodes 328 amino acids. The transcript has 4 exons. Gene Ontology annotation, biological process: translation. NCBI's taxonomy places the organism in Eukaryota, Metazoa, Arthropoda, Insecta, Hemiptera, Aphididae. The record is from RefSeq and is a predicted model, not a curated record. Gene Ontology annotation, molecular function: GTPase activity; GTP binding.